Messenger RNA from Rotaria sp. Silwood2, 1374 nucleotides. The record is from the annotation of a GenBank genome assembly. NCBI's taxonomy places the organism in Eukaryota, Metazoa, Rotifera, Eurotatoria, Philodinida, Philodinidae.
AUGGGUAGCAAAACUAGCAGCUCGGCUAAUUCUUCAUCAUCUUUAGCUGCUGUUACUUCUCCUCCUACUACUAAAACUGAUACUACGACCCCUCCUCCUACUACUACUACAACGAAUACUACUACUGAUCCUAUCAUUAAUAAUACGUCUGCUAAGACUAAUAUUGCAACAGUAACAACAAAAACUACUACGACUACUACUAUGCCUACUCCUAUAGUUACUUCUACAGCUCCGACUACUAAAAAUACUUCAGCAACGCCUGUAUCUACUGAAAGUAAUUCCAAAUCAUCAUUCUUUUCUAUUGCAAAAUCACUAACAUCGAAUGCUGAAAACCCAAAAUCUGCUGCUUCAUCAGCUUAUACACAAUGGUAUAAAUGGAGUAAAUAUGAACAACAACAACGAGAUAAAGGCAAAGCAGCCUGGUAUUUGAGUCCACAAGUAACAAGUACUGAUACAUCUAGUGUAACGACAACAGCUUUAACAAUGACAACGGCUAAAACUAGUAAUGAUCAAAAAGAAAUCUAUGAUGCAUCAAAUAUUACUGUUAUGCCCAGCUUUCAAUUACGUUCAACAGCUAUAUAUAGUCCACCUCAUGGUGAUCGUGUUUUAUCAGGACGUAAUGAAUUAAUCAAUACCGAUGUAUCAAAUUUUAAAUACUAUAUACCAGACAAUCGCACAAAACAAACGGUUGGUCAACAUACAAGAGCGACGAUGUAUAAAAUGAAUACUCGACUAAAACAAACUCCUUUACCAACUCCAUCAUCUUCAUCAACAACUACAAAUCCUAGUAGUAGUAACAAUACAACAGAAGAUAAUUCAACAGUACCUACAUUUGUCUCUAUUGGCUUACAGACUGAUCUUGAAGCACAACCAAUUAAUUCAUCUUCUUCACAAAUGCUUUAUUAUGAAAGACAAAAACCUCAAGUCGUUCCUGUAUCAGUAUUAUCAAAUUAUAAUUCAAGUAAUAAUGGAUUUUAUCAUUUAUCAUUAAAUGAUACAGUUAGUCAACCAGUUUUUCCACCUACCGAAACGAAACCAUCAGUACAGUUAAAUGAUCAACAAUAUCCAUCUGUUAAUCAAUCUCUUCCUUAUUAUCCUCCUCCACCACCGCCGACAUCAAUAUUAAAAAAACCAUCAACAGUAUUAUCUCAAGAAAAAUAUAAUCCUCUUUCAAUACAAACACAUGAUGAAGUACUUGAAGAAUUGCGUAAACGUAAUAAUAAUACAAAAAAUGGCAUGUAUCGUGUAAAAAAAGUUCAUAUAUUAGAAAAAGAUGAUCGUGAAAAUCAACCAUUAACUGUACCAUAUAGUCUUCCAUCUAGUAAAGCUAGUCAAAGUAUAUUAAGAAGUGAAAAAUUACUUUUUAAUCAAUGA